AUGUGUUCCAGUGGUGGUCCAGACAGCUCUGGCCAUGGGGGCAGCCGGUCAGGCUCCUCGUAUGCCCUGUGUGCCCUGGGGGUGGGGCUCAUAGCCCUGGGCAUCGUCAUGAUCGUGUGGACUGUGGUGCCCAGCGAUGCUUCCCAGACAACCAAGGCUCUGGGCAACUUCAGUGUCACUGUGCCAGUGGACCAUGCUGGGUAUGACGAGAAGGACAGGGAAACAGCGAAGACCUCAUCAAUAGCCUAUGUGCUGGUGGGGGCGGGGCUGGCCAUGCUGCUGCUGUCCAUCUACCUGGCGGUGAGGAACAAGCGGAGGGGGUGCCAGAGAGGACAGGAGACACGGGCCGUAGGUGUCCCCUUUGUGGACCAUGUUGGCUGGGGAGGCAGGAGAGACGUGAGUGCUUCAAUCGAUUAGAUAAUCACUGUCUCCCGAGUGGCGCAGUGGUCUAAGGCACUGCAUCGCAGUGCUAGCUGUGCCACUAGAGAUCCUGGUUCGAAUCCUGUCGUAGCCGGCUGCGACCAGGAGACCCAUGGGGCGGCGCACAAUUGGCCCAGCGUCGUCCAGGGUAGGGGAGGGAAUGGCCGGCAGGGAUGUAGCUCAGUUGGUAGAGCCAGGGUUGUGGGUUCGAUUCCCACGGGGGGGCAGUAUGAAAAAAUAAUGUAUGCACUAACUAACUGUAAGUCGCUCUGGAUAAGAGCGUCUUCUAAAUGACUUAAAUGUAAAUGUAACAGUGACUGAUUUUAAUCAUCCAAGAAGGUGUUCAAAGAGGCUUCGUUUUCACUAUUAACCCAUAUGACUUAGUUUCUAGGAUGAUGCCUGGAACAUUGAUUGACAGUUGUUAAAGCACCAGUUAAUCUACACUGAGUGUACAAAACAUUAAGAACACCUUAAUAUUGAGUUGUCUUGCCCACUCACCCUCCAAAUGGCGCACAUACACAAUCCAUGUCUCAAUUGUCUCAAGGCUUUAAAAUCCUUCUUUAACCUGUCUCCUCACCUUCAUCUACACUGAUUUGAAGUGGAUUUAACAAGUGACAUCAAUAAGGGAUCAUAGCUUUCACCAGGAUUCACCUGGUCAGUCUGUCAUGGAAAGAGCAGGUGUCCUUAAUGUUUUGUACACAAAACUAGCACCAAAUGUCAAUACCAGUAGUAAUUAAGGAAUAAAAAUCCAUGAGAGAAAAAAUAUAUAUAUUACGCUGUGCAACACUGCAAAGCUUUUUACCACUAUUGGCUGGUGUGGCCAGUUGUGUGUACAACUUCCUGCAUUACAAGUGGCUCUCCUUUGUGAGGUUGACAACAAUGGCAGAAACAUAUAAUUACAAAAGCUCUUAUUGUCCUGGCAAUGGAUGUUUUGGGGAUUAUGAUCAGUUAAGAAGCAGUACUUAGCUAUUUUAGGCGUUUCUAGUAUCCUUAAAAAAACCAUGAAGAAAUAUAAAUGAUAGCUGAAAUGUUGCUCUUUUUUUUUACCGCCGUCCCUGUACAUUGUUUUGCAGUGCAGAGGAGCCAGCACCAGCCUACGACGUGCCCAGCUAUGAGGAGGUGGUCACCAGUGGCCAGUACCCCAUACGUCAGAGCAACUUACGCCAUAGCACCUCUCAGCUGCCUUCGUACGAAGACCUCAUCAGUGCUGUGGAAAAAGAGGGGGAGGGCCCAAGAGCAGUCAUUUCAGAGGAUGUUCUUCCCACCACUCCGGCCCUGGCGCCCCAGCCCGCCCCCGCCGCUUCAGCCAACCCCCCCACACGCAGCAGCAGUCGGACCAGCCGGCUACUACGGCCACUAAGGGUACGCAGAAUCAAGUCAGAGAAACUCCAUCUGAAGGACUUCCGUUUUAAAGUCUGCAACCCUACUGAUGUGAAGGUGACCAUUGAACCCAUCACGCCGCCACCACAGUAUGAUGAUAAGAUGCCUGAGUUCUGA
Molecule: messenger RNA, 1917 nt
Organism: Coregonus sp. 'balchen'
Lineage: Eukaryota; Metazoa; Chordata; Actinopteri; Salmoniformes; Salmonidae
Source: the annotation of a GenBank genome assembly